Messenger RNA from Poecilia reticulata (guppy), 901 nucleotides. RefSeq names its product serine and arginine rich splicing factor 7b (gene srsf7b). The record is from RefSeq and is a predicted model, not a curated record. NCBI's taxonomy places the organism in Eukaryota, Metazoa, Chordata, Actinopteri, Cyprinodontiformes, Poeciliidae. Gene Ontology annotation, molecular function: RNA binding; zinc ion binding.
UUGUUUCCGGCGCUGGAUCAGUGAGCAGUUAGCAGCAGAGCUAACCUGAUCGCGGACCGAUCAGAACCGUCCGGUGUCAGAAUGUCCCGCUUCGGGCGCUACGGAGGAGAGUCCAAGGUUUACGUGGGGAACCUGGGGACCGGCGCUGGGAAGGCCGAGCUGGAGCGGGCCUUCGGGUACUACGGACCUCUCAGAACCGUCUGGAUCGCUAGGAACCCACCGGGCUUCGCCUUCGUGGAAUUCGAGGACUCCAGGGACGCCGAGGACGCCGUCCGAGGGCUGGACGGGAAGGUGAUCUGCGGCAGCCGGGUCCGGGUGGAGCCGUCCAACGGGAUGCCGCGGCGUUCCCGCUAUGAGAGGCCGCCGCCACGGCGACCGUUUGACCCCGACGACAAGUGCUACGAGUGCGGACAGAAAGGCCACUACGCCUAUGACUGCCACCGCUACGGCCGCCGCGGCCACCGCAGCAGAUCCCGGUCCAGGUCUCGGUCCCGGUCCAGGUCCCGGGGGAGGCGGUAUUCCCGGAGCCGGAGUCGCAGCCGGAGUCGAGGGAGGAGAUCCAGGUCCUCUCCUCGGCGAUCCAGGUCCAGCUCACCCAGAAGGCUGCGGUCCGGUUCUCCUGGGAGGUCCCGGUCCCGGUCGGUGUCAAAGUGCCGCAGCAGGUCCGGAUCCAUGGGCCGGUCUCAUUCCGGAUCUCGGGCCAGAAGUCGCUCGGCCUCCAGGACUCCUGCUGACAACUGACUUCCUGUUUGCUCUCUGAUGUUUUGUACGAACUCACUCUGUUAUGUAGCAGCUCUGUGAUUAUUGAUUAAUUAGUGACUAUUGGUUUCUGAUCAACCUGCUUUGGUUCCUCAGCUGUUUACUUCCUGCAAUGAUCUGUUAAUAAAGGUUUAUCAUUCAA